This is a messenger RNA of Venustampulla echinocandica, 672 nucleotides long. Its product is annotated as GTP-binding nuclear protein. NCBI's taxonomy places the organism in Eukaryota, Fungi, Ascomycota, Leotiomycetes, Helotiales, Pleuroascaceae. Gene Ontology annotation, biological process: protein import into nucleus; ribosomal subunit export from nucleus. Bases 1 to 672 code for a protein of 223 amino acids. The transcript has 5 exons. Gene Ontology annotation, molecular function: GTPase activity; GTP binding. Gene Ontology annotation, cellular component: nucleus; cytoplasm. The record is from RefSeq and is a predicted model, not a curated record.
AUGAUUUCAACCGCAGAUAUAGCAAAUGCAGGCCAGACUAUACUGAUCGUCAAACUUGUUCUUAUCGGUGAUAGUGGAACCGGAAAAACCACUUUCGUCAAACGUCAUUUGACCGGUGAAUUUGAGAAGAAAUAUAUCGCAACAUUAGGAGUAGAGGUCCACCCUCUCAAUUUUACCACCAACUUGGGACAAAUGCAAUUCGAUAUCUGGGAUACUGCUGGUCAGGAGAAGGCCGGAGAUAUCCGUGACGGAUAUUAUAUCAAUGCACAAUGCGGCAUCAUCAUGUUUGAUGUCACAACGCGUGUCACAUACAAGAACGUGCCAAACUGGCAUCUUAACUUGAUCCGUGUUUGCGGAAACAUUCCGAUCGUCCUUUGCGGAAAUAAGGUCGAUGUGAAGGAGCGCAUGGUUAGGGCCAGGAGCAUCACAUUCCACCGAGAGAAGAACCUCCAGUACUACGAUGUCUCAGCGAAGUCCAACUACAACUUGGAGAAGCCAUUCCUGUGGCUAGCUCGCCACCUCGUAGGCAAUCCAACUCUUGAAUUUGUCACUGCCCCAGCUCUUGGCCCACCAGAGGCCCAAGUCAAUAUGGCCCUUAUCGAGCCCUAUCGACAGAAGAUGCACGACACCGCCCAGGUGCCGCUGCCGGGCGAAGACAAUGCUGACCUAUAG